Molecule: messenger RNA, 2032 nt
Organism: Girardinichthys multiradiatus
Lineage: Eukaryota; Metazoa; Chordata; Actinopteri; Cyprinodontiformes; Goodeidae
Product: pyridoxal kinase-like
Exons: 11
Coding region: 147-1091 (314 amino acids)
Biological process (GO): pyridoxal 5'-phosphate salvage
Cellular component (GO): cytosol
Molecular function (GO): pyridoxal kinase activity
Source: RefSeq, a predicted model, not a curated record
UGUCCCAUUAGCUGCCUGAAGAAAAUAACUGUUACAGGGCGGCGUCCUUCACUUGUGGUUUCCGCUUUUAGCGUGUCACGCGUUAAUUCACGGUUUUAAAUUAAAUUCCGUUAGCUGCCUCCCACGGAUGUUUUUGAACUACUGUAAUGGAGUGUCGAGUCUUAUCUAUCCAGAGUCAUGUUGUCAGAGGUUACGUAGGGAACAAGUCUGCAACAUUUCCGUUGCAGGUGCUGGGCUUUGAAGUGGACUCCAUCAACUCUGUGCAGUUUUCCAAUCACACAGGCUACGCUCACUGGAAGGGACAGGUGCUGACCGCCGAGGAGCUGAACGUGCUGUACGAAGGCAUCAAGCUCAAUGAAGUGAACCAGUAUGACUAUAUUCUCACAGGAUACAGCAGGGACACAUCCUUCCUGGAAGCAGUUGUUGAUAUUAUCCAGGAAAUAAAGAAGAACAACCCCAGCUUGGUAUAUGUUUGCGAUCCUGUCAUGGGAGACCAUGGUGCUAUGUAUGUUCCAGAGAACCUGCUGCCUGUCUACAAGAACAAAGUAGUGCCUUUGGCAGAUAUUCUCACCCCGAACCAGUUUGAAGCAGAGUUGUUAACUGGGAGGAAAAUAAACACAGAAGACGAUGCUGUUAAGGUGAUGGACUUGCUUCAUGAAAUGGGUCCAGACACUGUGGUCCUCACCAGUACAGAUCUGCUCUCAAAACACGGGGACCAGUUCUUGGUGGCACUUGGGAGCCAAAAAAUAAGGAAACCAGAUGGGACCAGCACCAGCCAGAAAAUCUGCCUGGACAUCCCUAAAGUUGAUGCUGUAUUUGUGGGGACCGGGGACCUGUUUGCUGCCAUGCUGCUCGCCUGGACUCACCAUCACCCCAAGGACCUAAAGACUGCCUGUGAAAAGACGGUUUCACUUAUGCACCAUGUCAUUAGGAGGACCAUCACUUACGCCAAUGAGAUGGCUGGCCCUGGGAAGAAGCCCAGUCCUGCUCAGCUGGAGCUGAGGAUGGUACAGAGCAAAGCCGACAUCGAGAACCCUUCCGUCGUUGUGGAAGCUACGGUCUUGGAGAAAUCUUCGGACCAAAAGCGGUAGACUUCCUGCCAACAUUCACAAAACAUCGGUACGAAUCCAGUCGGUCAGCCAUGUAGGACUAACUCAUUAAUGACAGCAUUCGUGUCUUUGCCUUACAAAGCAGCUGAGAUAUUUAAACCAUGUCAGCAGAAUAUGUGGUAUGUAAACACUCUGGUAUCACUGCCAUAUGUGUCAGUGUUAUGGUAUGUGUAGAUGACAUCUGCCCCUCAGUUAUAACAAAAAUGAUAAAGAUGUUCGUACAUUGUUCUAGAAAAGUAAAAGUGAGACCUUUCUAUAAACCAACUCAUUCCAGUUCUCUUUAAAAGACAACCAGUCUUGUUUGCAUGACCAUGCAUUUGCCUGUUUGGACUGGUCAGGACCAUUGGCAUCUAAUUAGAAGCACAAGGCUCCAGUUUGUUAUGACUUUAAAACAGCCUUUAAGUAAACUGUUGUCAUCUCAUGAGUUUAGAAACUGCUCAUAUGUGUUAAACAUCUAAUGCAACCAAUCUGAACAUGAUUUAGUGUCACUAACACUGUUAAUUCCACUUUGUUUCAUUUUAAACAAAAUGUAACUUUGAUGAUAAUCAUGUUAAUAGCUAAUGUAAAAAGCAGUUAUUUUUAAUCACUUUUUAAUUAUGCAAACCUUUACUGAACUAGCAGGUGUGUAAGAUUCAUGUCCUAUCUCAAAUUGAGGUAUUUGCACAGAUAAUCUUUCAUAUAUUCACAAGUGAUGGCUGUUUUCGUUUCGGACUCUGUUGUUAUGAAUCAUAAAGGGCCCGUACGAGAGACCGCACUGUAUAGCCUUAACAGCGUUAGAGAGAAAAAAACGAUACUGGUCAUGAAUGUUUUAGCAGAACCUUACAUGUAGUGUCGAAGAGUCAAGUGCCAAGCCUCUAACUGUUGCUCAUUUGUAGAGCAAUGUAAUGAACAGAGAAAAUAAACUACUGAUCUUUUACUGAUAA